AUUGAAAAGUCUGGUAGUAGUGACCUGGAUCAAAGUGAUGAUUCGGAAACCCAGAGUGAUUCUGAACACGGCAGUGAUAGUGGAGAGAUUUGGGAUGCUACUUUAGGUGAACACCUGGAUGAAGAUAUCCUAAACCCUCCGCCAAUACCUGAACCAGCUUGUAAGAAGAAGAAAUUUCACAUGGUGCACUCACUUCUGCAGUGGAUGUUAUAUUUUCUUUUGAUUUGGCAAAGCAUUACCAACCUCAGUGA
Messenger RNA from Paramuricea clavata, 251 nucleotides. The record is from the annotation of a GenBank genome assembly. Lineage: Eukaryota; Metazoa; Cnidaria; Anthozoa; Malacalcyonacea; Plexauridae.